This is a messenger RNA of Episyrphus balteatus (marmalade hoverfly), 2241 nucleotides long. It is a transcript of the gene NAAT1, whose product is annotated as sodium-dependent nutrient amino acid transporter 1. The record is from RefSeq and is a predicted model, not a curated record. NCBI's taxonomy places the organism in Eukaryota, Metazoa, Arthropoda, Insecta, Diptera, Syrphidae. Gene Ontology annotation, biological process: sodium ion transmembrane transport. The transcript has 13 exons. Bases 138 to 1994 code for a protein of 618 amino acids. Gene Ontology annotation, cellular component: membrane. Gene Ontology annotation, molecular function: L-amino acid transmembrane transporter activity.
GAUCGUUUAGUUAUAUUCUAACACCGAAGAGUAUCUAACGUUAUCUUAGCGCGGUUCGCAAUUUGAAAAUAAAAUUGUCGUGGAAACUAAUUGAUUAGUUUGGUGAAUUUAAACAUCGCAGUAUUAGAGUAUUCGUUAUGGAACUACAGAACACAGGACCUAACAUUGAAGCGCCUGAAAAGGAUAAAAACAAUAAAACUGAUGAAUCAGAAAGACCAAAUUGGUCCAAUGGACUUGAAUUUCUAAUGUCCUGCAUUUCAAUGUCCGUUGGAUUGGGAAAUGUAUGGCGAUUUCCUUUUACUGCUUACGAAAAUGGAGGUGGAGCUUUUUUGAUACCCUACAUUGUUGUUCUUAUACUAAUUGGAAAACCAAUGUACUAUUUGGAAAUGAUUUUGGGUCAAUUUACAAGUAGAAGUUCAGUCAAGCUUUGGUCUGUUUGUCCAGCUUUUAUUGGUGUUGGAAUGGGACAAGCUUUUGCAACAAUUUGCAUUAUUACAUAUUACUCAUCUUUGCUAGCUCUGACACUAUAUUAUUUUAUAGUAUCUUUUCAAGCUGUUUUGCCAUGGACUUAUUGUAGAGAUGAAUGGGGUCCACUUUGUGUUGCAUCAAAUGGAAGUUCCCAUAACUCUUCUGAUGUCACCGGUCAGCUGCAGACCAGUUCAGAGAUGUACUUUUUGAAAAACGUAUUGAACGAGAAAAAUGAUAUCACUGACGGAGUUGGAUAUCCAAAUCUAGAUCUUACAGGAACGCUCUUUGCAUCAUGGGUUGUCAUAUUCCUUGUUAUAGCGAAAGGUGUGAAAAGUUCUGGAAAAGCUGCUUACUUUUUAGCACUUUUCCCUUACGUGGUUCUUAUUGCUUUGCUUAUAAGAGCUGUAACGCUAGAUGGCGCUAUAGAUGGAAUUAUUUUCUUUUUGAAGCCAAACUGGUCUGAAUUGGCUAAUCCAACGGUAUGGAAAGAAGCUGUUGUUCAGUGUUUUUUCUCAUUAGCUGUUGGCCUUGGACCAAUUGUUAUGUUUUCAUCUUACAAUAAAUUUAACUAUGGAAUUUAUAGAGAUGCUAUGAUUGUAACUACAUUGGACACUUUUACAAGUCUGCUAGCAGGAAUAACAAUAUUUGGAAUUCUAGGCAAUCUAGCACAUAAUUUGAAAGUGGAAAAUAUUUCUGAAGUUGUACGUGGUGGAACUGGCUUAGCAUUUAUAUCAUAUCCUGAUGCUAUUGCUAAAUUUCAGUUUAUACCUCAGUUAUUUGCGGUAUUAUUUUUCUUCAUGUUAUUCGUUCUUGGAGUGGGUUCCAUUGUAGCAUUGCAAAGUACAAUAGUUACAAUAAUUUGCGAUCGAUUUACUUCACUUAAAUUCGCUUAUGUGGCUUUUGUUACUUGUUUCUUGGGCUUUUUAUGCAGCAUUGUAUACGUGACACCAGGAGGACAAUGGAUAUUAAAUUUGGUAGAUUUCUUUGGAGGAACAUUUGUAGUUUUCGCUUUGGCUAUUUUCGAAAUGAUCGGCAUUGCUUGGAUUUACGGAUUGCAAAAUUUGUGUGAUGAUGUUGAGUUUAUGAUGAAUAAGAAAGUCACAAUGUAUUGGCGUUUAUGUUGGACAGUCUUUACCCCAGGACUUAUGAUAAUAAUUUUUAUUUAUUCAAUGGCUACCAUCGAACCACUUAAAUAUAGUGGCCUGGAAUAUCCUGAUUCUGCCACAAUUGCUGGAUGGACAAUAUUAGCAAUUGGUUUUGCUCAAUUCCCCUUAUGGUUUAUAUGGGUUGCAUCUAAUCAUCGAGCGAGUAAUCCCUGGCUGACCUUGAGGACGAUAAUGAAACCUACAGAUGAUUGGGGACCACUUGAUCCAGAAGUUCGAACAAGUUGGAUUCUUUUUAAAUACGAUUUGGCUGAACAGAGAAGAAAAAACAACGAGAACAAUAAAAUCAGUUUCUUUUGGCAAAAAUUAAAUAAUCUAUUAGCUGUAACGAACGAGCGUAACCCAAACUAUCAACAACAAUAAAAUUUGAACUUAUAAUUUUCUCAAUUUUUAUUUAAACUUUCAGUUUAAUUUUAAUUGUAUAAAUGGAUCAUUGACUCAUUGUUCUAACCUAAACUUGGAAAUCUAUUACAUUUUUAUUACAUAUUGCAAUUAUUGUACUCAUAUGUAUUAAAUAUUAUUUGUUCUUUCAGAGUAAAUUUAAAACUGUAAAUUAUGUUUUAAGCUUGUUAAAGUUUAUUCUUAGUCAAACCAUCGAGAUGUAAAGAAC